Messenger RNA from Harmonia axyridis, 1478 nucleotides. It is a transcript of the gene Vps16B, whose product is annotated as spermatogenesis-defective protein 39 homolog. The transcript is spliced from 9 exons. Bases 192 to 1376 code for a protein of 394 amino acids. Gene Ontology annotation, biological process: intracellular protein transport; vacuolar transport. NCBI's taxonomy places the organism in Eukaryota, Metazoa, Arthropoda, Insecta, Coleoptera, Coccinellidae. The record is from RefSeq and is a predicted model, not a curated record. Gene Ontology annotation, cellular component: cytoplasm.
CGAUUAUAAACGUCAGAAUUCAAAGAAUUUUCACAACAACAGUAAUAAUAUUAGUAAUGUCAUGAAAUAAUUUGGUAGUUUCAAUUUCAAUGAAUGAACUCAAUUUGAAAUAAGGGAUUGCUAAAUUGUAAUACUUCAAGUAUGAAAAGAAGCUAGGGGUUACCUGAAAAGUAAUUGAAAAUUGAAGAAUUAUGUCCAAUGUAAACGACGAUUACUGGAAUAGUUCUUCCACAUCCAAAUUCAAUUUUGAUGAUGAGGACCUAUGUGCUAGCCAAAUUGAUUCAGUGGCUAAUGAUGUAUUCAGUAGUAAACAAGAAAAUAAUAUAAAUAUAUUUGCUAUAGAUUUUAUUAUAUCCAAAAAAUCUUUAGACUUAUUAUUAGCAGAUGCAGAUACUGAAAGUGUAUAUAUGGUUACAACUGUUGGAGAAGCUAUAAAGAAAUUGGUUCGUGGCAAUAAAGUAGUACUAGAACAAUUCAAAUCUUAUAAAGAUAAAUUGCAACUUUUAGAUGAAGCAAUUACUACAUAUAAUGGAGAUAUUAUUUUGAGGGUGACUGAUUUCCUCAGAAGUACUCUUAAAUUUAGUUUGUUCUGUAACAUACUUGUUAAACGAAGAGUUGCUCUUGUUCAUUAUUCAGAUUUCUUAAAAUUACAGGGAAACUCGGAUGAACUAGAAAAUCUCUAUAUGGCAACUGGUUUUACGACCAAUAUUAAAGAUCUAUAUUUUCUCAAAACUAGAAGUGAAAAAAAUAAACGUGAAACUUUGAAUAGGUUGAAAUAUUUCGUAUCUAGUCAUUCUCAAUAUUUGGAUAGCUUCAAUGAAAACAAAUUCUUAUCAGAUUAUGUUCGAUUUUUAGAAUGGCAAAUCACUAAUGGAGAAGAUAAAGAUUCAGUAAUUAAACAAUUAGCAAUUGUUUGCAAAAAGCAAUGGGAACAAAAUGCUAAUGAUGACCAAGUGAAUGAUUUCAAAAAUUUAUUCAAAAUAGAUGAUGCGCAAUUCGAAUGGACUGUUCUGAAUUGUUUAUGUCAUUUAGGAUUAUGGAAGAAAUUGAUAGGAAUGUUUGUGAAACCAAAUUGGUUUACCAAGAGAAAUGUAUUGAAAUCUGCUAUAAAUAGUGAUAAUUUUAUUUGGGGUGUGUCAAGACAUGAUCCACCCAAAAAUGUCAUUGAACAACUAUUGACGUGCCUUUAUGACUCUGAAAAAUCUCUUGCCUUUGCAGAAAAAUUUCAGUGCUAUAAGUUUAUGAUUGAGUACUAUAUUAAUCAAAAGGAUAGAAUGGGACUACUAAGGUGCCUAGAAAAAGUAGUUGCAAAUUCUGAAGAAUAUUUCACUAUCAAAAAAGCCUUAGAAUCUCAGGACAAGAGAUGGAAGAAUUGAAGAAAUAUUGGAAUUGAAUUAUAUCAGGAUAUUAUAUUUUUUAUGAUUCUCAAUAAAAAAUAUUUUUGUAUUUGCAGUGGAAAUAAAUUACAUUGACGAAAA